Messenger RNA from Rotaria socialis, 3189 nucleotides. The record is from the annotation of a GenBank genome assembly. Lineage: Eukaryota; Metazoa; Rotifera; Eurotatoria; Philodinida; Philodinidae.
AUGGCUUCAAAUAAUAACAGGGCUGGAGAAAAUGUGCGAACGCCGAUUGGACGAAGCACAACACUCACAUGGAAAGAACGAGUAGAAAGGUACGCAGCUAACGACGAGCUAAGUGGAAUAACAUGUGCGGUCUACUCAACCAGAGACGCUAAUGAUUUUAAUCAAAAGACUAAGUGCAUUUGCGGUCGGUUAGCACGUCUGCAUAGUUACGAAGGUGAACCAAAAAAAGAACUCAGGAAGUCAAGAAAAUGGGGAACCGAGCUUGCUGGUGUAACACCAAUGACUGUGUAUGGACAAUUAUCUAAUGGUGCUCGAUUCAUUCGGUGUGAUAUAGAGGCAAAUCCAUUUGAAAAACUGGUUCAACUAAUUCUUGACGAUGUAGACAACAUACCUAAAUUGAUUUAUAACGGUAGUACAUCUGCCCGGAUAGCAGAGGAUGUGUGGUUCGAAUCCCACGAAAAGAUUAUCUUUUUCUCCGUUCUGUGGUCAUAUCAUCUCGCUGUUAGUCCAGCACCUAACAGAAUUGGCCACCUAGCAGCUACAGAAGGUAUUUGGGUAUUGACAACUGGUUUAAAUAGUGGUGUAUCAAGGCUUAUUGGUCAAGGGAUUCAUCGUAGCAAAUUAUUAAGUAAUAAUAAAUGGAAACCAGUCGUUAUUGGGAUGAACAGUUGGGGUACACUUGCAGAAGAUACGCGAAAUAGUCUUUCGUCCAAGGGACCAUCAAAUCAACCGAUAAUUGUUUCACCAACAAUCCAAGUUGAGAAUGGCAAUGAAGCGAAAGCUCUUGAUAAUUACCAUACGCACUUUCUGUUGCUAGAUGACGGCCGUGUCAACGAUUAUCUUGAUGACAAUCGUAUAAAAAAUUAUCUUGAUGAUCGUCCCCGGAGCACUUUUGUUCAGAUAGCACGCAAGAAAACGGAGUGCUAUUCUGUCACGAUCAUUGUGGAAGGUGGAUUCAAUACACUUGAGGUAAUUCAGAACGAUCUGGAGGCCAAGCGACCAGUAAUCAUCGUUCACGGGAGUGGCCGUUUAGCCAAUCUGCUCGGCGAUCUGCUUCUAAACGUGGAAGAAAACAAUCCCGUAGGAGAACGCAAAAUAAAACAACACCUUGAACGUUGUAAAGAAUUGUGUCCUUCAACAGAAAAAGAGCAAAAUGAGAUGAUUAAAGCCAUAGAAAAAGUGCUAGAAGUUCAACAUCGAUGCUGCCUAAGUGUUUUUCAGCUUGGAAACGACAUGAAUCUUACGAACACAAUUUUUAAAGCAGUCCUAAACACUAAAACAGAACCUCAGUCUCAAGAUCAAGAUCGAACUCAAUUUAAACCUGACGAACCACCUGAUUUGUUGAAGUUAGCUGUGAGGUGGAAUUGUAUAGGUGAAGACUAUGAUGUUUUCAAACAUUAUGAAUGCGUGCCGAAUCGUGUCGAACAAGAACAAGCUAGUACAGGUCAUGUUCGUGUUAGUCGUUAUGGAGAGCAAGAAAUCUUGCGGGACAUUUUUCUCUGGAGUGUUUACUCAGGCUAUGUAGAUGUAGCAUUGGUUCUGUUGCUCCAGAUCAGACCACGCGUUUGUGCAGCACUGAUUGCUGUUGGGAUGGCUCAUCAUUUGUCAUCAAUUUGCAGUAAUCUACAAAUACGAAAUACAUACAAAGAACACCGAGUUAUAUAUGAACAGUAUGCUACAGAGUGCAUUGACGCUUGCUAUAAACGAAAUGAACAAUUAGCUUGCCAACUGUUGCUACGUGAAAUCCCUCUCUUCGGAAAUAUCACUUGCAUGCAAAUAGCCAUUGCAUCUCGCAUCAUUCCUUUUAUUAACACAGUUUGUUUCGAUGAAGUUCUCAAUCGGCAGUGGUAUGGACAAUUAGAUGGGGCUUCAAUUAAAACAGUGUCGGCCUCGUUCAAUCUUAACAUCCAACUGGUGCUAUUCGGUUUCAUUGCUCCAAUAUCUUUUCCCUAUCGCUUAGCUGACGGAAAAAAUGAAACGAAUGAAGGAUAUGAUUAUGUUCAAGACGGGACUGCACCUCAAAAUAAACAAAAUGAUGCCAAUCAACACAAGAAUAUUGUCAGAGAUGUUGACGGCAUAGAAGAUCAGCUUACAAACAGUGAAGCAACCAAUUAUUGGCAUAAAUGGAUGCAAUUUCAUAAAAGUCCUGUCGUGAUGAUGAGUUAUCAAUUCUUUUUCUAUAUAUGGUUUCUAUUGGUAUUCAGCUAUUGGAUGCUAUUUCACAUGCGAUCUUUGUCUGAUCCAGUUCAUUGGACUGAAAUAUAUGUGAUUGUGACCAUAUCAGCAACCCUCAUUGAAGAUAUUCGAAGACUCACUGUUGAAUAUCAAACACGAAUGCUUGAACGAUGGCACAAAGCAGACUUGUGGAUGUUGAUUCUGUAUGCAGCACCCUAUCUUUUGUUCUACGUUGGCAUUGGAAUUCAAUUCGGUUCAGCUGAUGAAAUUGAUUUGUUCACUGCAGCUAGGAUUGUGUUGGCGCUUGAUCUUGAAAUUUGGUUUCUCUUUUCGUUGCGCUUCGUCAGUGCUGUCAAAAUUCUGGGACCCAAACUGUUCAUGAUCCGUAAUAUGUUACGCGAUCUCUUCGGUAUUAUAUAUAUUAUUUUUGUGUGCAUCACUGCUUAUGGUGUUGCUUCAAGAGCACUAGUCAUGUACUCAAAUCUCGACUUUACUGCAAAUGACAUUGCAGCUUCUAUUUUGUAUCCACCUUACUGGUUCUUAUAUGGGGCGGUUGAUGAUAAAGAUACACUUGAUACCAUAAUUUCGUCAAAUACAAGUUCCGCUGGUGAAAUCGCUGGAGCGAAAGUCACUCACGUUCUUCUAGCUUUUCAUAUGCUUUUUGUCAGUAUUCUUAUUCUCAAUCUGCUAAUUGCCAUGUUCAAUUUUUCUAUUAUGGACGUUCAAGAGAAGAACGAAUAUGUUUGGCGCUAUCAAAGAUAUGAAUUGGUCCGUGAAUAUUUUGAAAAGCCAUCAUUCACUUAUCCGCCAUUUUCACUUCUUGUGUACAUAUUCUUAUUCAUCAGAUUUUUGAAACGUAAUCGUCAGACACGCUAUCGAAUAUUUAAACGUCUUGCUACAAAAACAUUGGACAUCCAAUGGACAGAUUUUGAGGCUGCAGCUACGUACGAGUAUGCUCGAAACCUUGUCGAAAACAAAUAUCGAUCACGUCAACCACCCGAUAUAUCACCGUAG